UUUUUCUUUUAUAAUUUUUUGUCUUUUUCAGAAUAGCCACUCUCUAUUUGUAAACCUAGAAAUGGACAAUCUUACAGAUUUAGUGGCAGUUACCAACGUAACUUUAACCGACACAACCUUCAUUCCUACUUCCGACGGCUUUAUUGAAUUUUGUGAUAGUGAGGUGAAGAAAGGGUUGGAAAUUUGGUUAUUGGCUAUGGCAAUUAUUCCGUUCCUUUUUUCUUUGAUUAUUAUUGGUUUUCUUUUGGUGGCUAUUAAUGCUGUUGGCAAAAUUGAGGCGCAUUCUAUGGAGGCUGAUAAUAAAAUGGUAAAUGUUCGACUCAAUGCAAACAAAACAACUUGUCAACAACUUGUCAAAGAUGCUUUUCGAGCUUUUGCAUUGAAAAAUAAGGAAUUGGCUAAAAUUGCUUGAUAUGAGAGAAUUUUUGGAGGAAAUAGAGGAAAAUAAAUUGUUUAAUUAAAUAAUGCUUUCUGUGCUUUAAAAUGGGUAUUUUCUUGUAUUUGAUUAAAAAAAAUUUUUUAUUUAUCAUAAUUUUUUUUAAUUUUGUUUGGAUUAUUUUUCCAAAUAUUUUUAAAUUACGAUGAUGAAAAUUUUUUAAACUUUUUUUUCAAUAUUUCAAUGAACAAUUUGCCCUAAUAAAGCUUCUCUUCUCAUACCUGAACAUUAAACAGUGCAUCACAUUUUUUGAAGAAGUUGAGCUGGAUUUAUUCAAUUUUCUAAUGGAUUCGUGGACAAUGGUAAUUAAAUUUAAAUAAUGGGUAGGGCUGUC
Meloidogyne enterolobii is the source of this 770-nucleotide messenger RNA. The record is from the annotation of a GenBank genome assembly. NCBI's taxonomy places the organism in Eukaryota, Metazoa, Nematoda, Chromadorea, Rhabditida, Meloidogynidae.